AUGAAGACCGACAAUUAUCUGUCUCUCUGCCUCGAGCAGGCUGCCAAGUCGCCGCUCCACUACCGCCAUGGCGCCAUCAUCGUUCGCGGCGGCAAGGUCAUCGGCCACGGCUACAACGACUACAAGCCCGGCUUCAAUGGAGGCAGUCUGAAGCACGGCAAGAUCGCCCAGGGCACCUUCGAUGGCGACGCCGUCAAGCAGCUGAAGGACAAGUUGAAGAAAAAGAACAAGCAGCAGCAGGACAUACAGCAUCCGCAGCGGCAGCCGCAGCCGCAGCAGUCUCGGGGUAGCUUUGUCCUAUUCGAGCGCCAGAAUGGCACUGGUGGUGGCCACUCGCUCAAUGAGCCACUCUCAAUGCACUCGGAGAUGAUGGCCAUCUACUCGGCUUUCUCCGCCUCUUCGACCCUCUCCUCCACGACCUUUGCCCGCGAAAAACCGUGCUUCAAACUACCGCGUAGUGAUAAACGCAAAGCCCGACUACGACGCGACGUCCUCAUGGCCUACGUCGCCGCCGUCUGCCAGACCUCGACCACUUCGGGCAAGGCGCAGGUCAAGCAGGACCUCAAUCACAACAACAAGGAGUCGGAGGAGAACAACGACAACGACACGGAGGACGAGCACAAGGAUGUGGAGGCCGCGCGGCUGUUGCUGCACAAGGGUCUGGCGUUUCACGCGCAGCAGAGCGGUCAGAAACAUCAUCAUCACCAGAACCGCAGUCAGUUAGAGACAGAGAAGACGAAGGGGAAGAAGAAAGAGAACCGAUACGAGUAUCAGUAUCAGGAUCAGUACCAGUAUGGGUCGCGUACACCACACGAAAAGCCACAGCGACAGGCACAGCCAUCUGCGUCUAAGUCGAAGAAGAAGUCGAGUGAUGGGCGUUCCAAGCGAAAGGUUAUACGAGGUUAUGACGCUACGAUAACGAGCUAUGCUGAUAACGAUGAUGAGACCACGAUCGACUCGAUUCCGGAGCAUCGUGCUAUGAAGCGAAAGAAGGACUACAAGCGAUCUGGCAAGAUGCGAACCGGUACUUCUCCGGACGAGCCGCCUGUUGAGGAUCAGCCUCUGCUCUUGCCAGAGGGACAUGCUGGCGGGCACACUGUGGCAGAUCGCAGGAAGCAUCAUCGGCUGAAGGGUGCAGACUUAUAUGUCACAAGGUUCGGCUGGGAUGGCAAGCCUGACACGAAGCCAAAGCGAAAGUCAGCCACUUCAACUACUACUCCAGCCUCCGCAGACUCUCUCGCCGACAGCGUGUCAUCGCUGUCAUUAAUCUCAGCCAGCAGUUCACAUUCUGCCUCUGGCUCACUUCAUGACGAGCUCACCAACCCCAACCCAUCGCCAUCGCACACCCCACCUCCAACCAUGGCAGAUGACUGCGGUUUCGAUCGCAGCACAAUUCAUGCAUCUCGGCCUUGCUAUCGCUGCAUCACUUUCAUGCAUAGCGUCGGCAUUCGACGUGUUUUUUGGACAAAUGAUGCUGGUGAUUGGCAGGGUGGCAAGGUCAGCGAUCUGGUCGAUAGCAUGAAUGGAGCAAUGGAGAAUGUGGCAGAUGGAGGGCCGAUGGGCAAUGGCGUGUUUGUGACAAAGCAUGAGGUUUUGAUGCUGAGGCGGAUGAUGGGUGCGAAUUGCUCCGUGGCUCAGAAGUAG
Molecule: messenger RNA, 1644 nt
Organism: Fulvia fulva
Lineage: Eukaryota; Fungi; Ascomycota; Dothideomycetes; Mycosphaerellales; Mycosphaerellaceae
Exons: 2
Coding region: 1-1644 (547 amino acids)
Molecular function (GO): catalytic activity
Source: RefSeq, a predicted model, not a curated record